AUGGCCCCUUCUGGCACCUCCGCAGACCGCCUCGCCGCCCCUCGUGCCCACGACGAUGAGGCCACCCUCUCCGACGCGCCCCCCGUCGCCGAGCAGAACCCCGGCCAUCUCGCCAUCCGCAGCCUCGAGGAUGUUCGCGAGCCCGUCGACCCCCGCCUCUCCCCCGACCAGAGGCCCGACAACGACCGCCUUGACGAAGGCUACGCCCGCCAAAUCGACGACUACAUCCACCACCGCGACCACCAUCUCCACAAGGUCGCGUCCCACGCGACAGAGAAGGGCAAGUCAGACGCAGACAAGUCCGCGACCGAUGUCAGCCAGCAUGAGCCGCUCUAUGUUGAGUUCGAAGAGGGCGACAAGAGGGAUCCGGCCAAUUUCUCGCCGAUGCGCAAGCGCAUGAUCCUCCUGACCGGAUGUUUGUUUGCGAUCUUGGUCGCCUCAUCCUCCUCCGCUUUUGCGCUGGGCUUCGCGUCCAUGGAGCGGGACCUGGACUGCACGCACUUUCAGGCAACUCUCGGUAUCUCGCUGUAUGCACUCGGCUUCGGUGUUGUCCCCCUCGUCACCGCGUCCUUCAGCGAAGAGUUCGGCCGGCAACCGCUCUACCUCUGGAGCGGCGUUGGCUUCCUGGUUUUCACUAUCGUGACCGCAGUAGGGAAGAACAUCCAGACGAUCCUGAUUGCUCGGUUCUUUGCGGGCGCCUUCGGCUCCACGGGUUCCACCAUGGUCGGAGGCACCGUAGCGGAUAUCUUCACCCCUCAACAACGAGGCAACGCCAUGGCCUCCUUCGCCGCCGCCGCCAUCGGCGCGACAGGCGUUGGCUCCUUGAUAUCCGGCUGGAUCGAGAUGAACUCGCACCUUGAGUGGCGCUGGAUUCAGUGGAUACACGCUAUCGUCGCCGGGAUUUUCGUGAUUUGUGUCCCAGUGUUCAUGACUGAAACACGCGCGUCGGUGCUGCUCGUGCGCCUGGCCAAGAAGAUGCGGAAGGAGACGGGGAACCCCCGCUACCGCGCACGCGUAGAGGACGAGCGCGCGAGCCUGAGCACGCUCAUCUAUGUCUCGUGCACGCGGCCGGUCUACCUGCUGCUGACGGAGCCCGUGAUUAUGAGCUUCACGCUGUGGGUGGGCUUCGCGUGGGGCAUCCUCUACGUCAUGAUCGAGUCGAUUGGCCCGGUGUUCGAGACGCUCCACGGGUUCAACGCGGGUCAGGUAGGCUCCGCGUAUAUCACCAUAACGAUCGGUGCGCUGGCUGGACUGGCCACGAACGUGAUCCAGGAGAGACUGUAUGCGAAGAACGUGGCUACCCGGGGCCCUGAGGCGAGGUUGUACGCGCCCAUGUUCGCCGCGAUCCUCUUCCCCGUGGGCAUGUUCAUCUACGCGUGGUGCACAUACUCGCGCGUGCACUGGAUCGCACUCGCGAUCGGCAUCGUCCUGAUCAUGUGGGGGCUGUUCAUCAUCUACCUCGCGGUGUUCACGUACCUCGCGGACUGCUACGGCCCCUGGGCGUCCUCCGCGCUCGCGGGCCAGAGCCUCUUCCGGAACCUGAUGGGCAUGGCGUUCCCUCUGUUCACGACGCAGAUGUUCGCCAAGCUCACGUACCACUGGGCGAACACGCUCUUUGCCCUCAUCGCCGUUCUCAUGAUCCCCAUCCCAUACAUCUUGUUCUAUAAUGGCCCGGCGAUUCGCUCGAGGGGACGGUUCUCGGGGCAGGCGAUGCGACUGCAGCAGAAGAAGGAGGAGGAGACGAAGAUCGGGAACGAGACAGUGACAGGCGCCAGUGAGAAGGGCGAGAAGGAGAAGCAGGACGUGUAA
Molecule: messenger RNA, 1809 nt
Organism: Rhodofomes roseus
Lineage: Eukaryota; Fungi; Basidiomycota; Agaricomycetes; Polyporales; Fomitopsidaceae
Product: MFS general substrate transporter
Exons: 11
Coding region: 1-1809 (602 amino acids)
Biological process (GO): transmembrane transport
Molecular function (GO): transmembrane transporter activity
Source: RefSeq, a predicted model, not a curated record